Wyeomyia smithii (pitcher-plant mosquito) is the source of this 1613-nucleotide messenger RNA. Its product is annotated as cytochrome P450 4C1-like. Gene Ontology annotation, molecular function: iron ion binding; heme binding; monooxygenase activity. The record is from RefSeq and is a predicted model, not a curated record. NCBI's taxonomy places the organism in Eukaryota, Metazoa, Arthropoda, Insecta, Diptera, Culicidae. Bases 58 to 1434 code for a protein of 458 amino acids. The transcript is spliced from 3 exons.
UCAAACUAUCGUGCUAUUCGUGAUUUUCUCUUCCAUCGCUUUUUGCGGCUGUUGGUUAUGGCGCGAUCGAAAAAUUCACCUCGCUUUACGCCACCUACCGGGUCCACCCAGUUUACCGCUGCUCGGGUCCAGCUACUUGUUUUUCGCCACCAGGGUCACCCGAUUCGGUUCUAUCUCGGGACAGUGCCGUUUGUUAUCAUUAGUCGACCGGAGGAUGCUCGAGCUAUCCUAAGCUCUACAUCAGGCCUCGAAAAACCGUGGAUUUAUCGGUUCACCCCUUUGGAAGGAAUUUUCUCGCUCCCGCUCGGGCAGUGGCGUUUACACCGGAAAAUAAUUCAGCCUAGCUUCAACUGGAAUGUCUUGAGAAGUUUCAUACCGUUGUUCAAAACGGAAGUGGACGUUCUUUUGGAAAACUUACACACGAUGGCCAUCCAAGGAAACGCGUUCGAUAUUUAUGGUUUUGUUUCGGCUUGUACACUGGAUAUGGUAUACGCUACUACCCUGGGUAUGGACAUGAACAUACAACGACAACCGCGCUGCGAUUAUCUGACUAUUCAAGAUGAACUGUUCGAGCUGGUAACAAAACGAGUAACAAACGUGCUGUUGCAUCCUGCCUGGAUCUAUCACUUCACUAGCUAUCAUCGACGAGAAACCAAAGCGAGGCAAGUUUUUACCGAGCCCGCUAAAGAAGUUUUACGCCUCAAACCAAUUGAAAACCAACUUUGGGAGCACGCUGAGGAGAAAAGAAUCGAGCCUCAAAUUCUAAUCAAGCAACUUUAUGAGGCCGCCAGAAGUGAAUGCCGUUUCGAUAGAAAUGCUAUCGAAAAGGAGCUGAACACGAUUAUAUUUGGUGGGAAUGAAACCACAGCAACAACCGUAGCCAACACAUUGCUGUUAGUAGCAAUGCACCCGCAGGUCCAGGAUAAACUAGUAGCAGAAUUAGAAACGGUUUUCGGAAAUAAUCGAGAUCAAAUUACCUCUGAACAACUGCAACAGCUAAAAUACAUGGAAAUUGUUCUAAAAGAAUCCAUGCGAUUAUUUCCUGUCACUACGAUUCUGGGUCGAAAAACAUGUAAUGAGGUUCAGCUGGACCAAAUAACGAUUCCGGCUGGAGUUAACAUUGCUAUCGAUGUGUUCAACAUCCAUCGAGAUUCACACAACUGGGGCUCAGACGCUGACAAGUUUAUACCGGAGAGGUUUCUACAAUCUCAACAUCAUCCUUUUGCGUUUUUAGGAUUCAGUGCUGGUCCACGAAAUUGUAUCGGUAAACGAUAUGCAUGGAUUUCCAUGAAAAUUAUCCUAGUCGGUGUAUUGCAGCGCUUCAGGUUGUCAACAGAAUUACACUUGGAUGAAAUUCGCCUCAAGGUAGCAAUAACGGUCAAAUUAAUGAAUAAGCACAUGAUUACACUCCCUGUUCGUUCCAACGAAAAUUAAAAAAAAAAGAUUAGUUCUUUACAAUUAAAAAAAUCUAGACUCAUUGAAAUUAUCUGUAGUUUUUAUUACAAUUCGUUGUUACUUCCUAGGUUGUCCAGUUUCAUAAUCACAUCAUCAGGAAUAUCCAAUGUCUUUAAAUUAUCUUCACCAAUUUCAUCCUCCGUCCUGUAAAAAUAUGU